AUGUCUCUCGCUGCACACCCCAACCCCUCUUCGCCUGUAACCACCCACUUCUCCCUCAAAGGCAAGAUCGCGGCCGUAACCGGCGGCGUUCGAGGCAUCGGGCUUUCCGCCUCGCGCGCCCUCGCCGAAGCAGGCGCCUCUGUCGCCAUCCUCUACUCCUCCACCAAAGACGCGGACGCCAUUGCCUCACAGAUCGCAAAAGACACCGGCGCAAAUGUCAAAGCGUACAAGGGAUCUGUCGAAAACAAGGAAGAAAUAGCCUCAGUACUGCAGCAAAUCGCGAAGGACUUCGGGGGAUUGGACAUCGUAGUCGCGAACGCGGGAAUCGCAAAUCACCACGCGGCCGAGGACUACACCGAGGAGCAAUGGCGCAAGGUCAUGGCGGUUAAUCUGGACGGCGCGUUCUACACUGCACAAGCCGCGGGCAAUAUCUUCAAGAAGCAGGGCCACGGCAACUUGAUCUUCACCGCAUCCGUCUCCGCAAUUCUCGUCAACGUGCCGCAGAAGCAGGCCGCAUACAACGCGUCUAAGGCGGGUGUAGUGCAGCUUGCGCGGUGCUUGAGCGUCGAGUGGGUCGAGUUUGCGCGCGUCAACUGUGUGAGCCCGGGCUUUAUUGCGACGGAUAUGCUAGAUGUGCAUCCGGAGGCGCAUAGGAAGAAGUGGUUCGAUAUGAUUCCGGCGAAGAGGAUGUGUGAGCCUGAUGAGUUGAAGGGGGCGUAUGUUUUCUUGGCGAGCCAGGCGAGUUCGUAUAUGACGGGCACGAAUCUGGUCAUUGAUGGAGGAUACACUCUGCCUUGA
This is a messenger RNA of Didymosphaeria variabile, 798 nucleotides long. RefSeq lists its product as uncharacterized. The transcript has a single exon. Gene Ontology annotation, cellular component: intracellular anatomical structure. Bases 1 to 798 code for a protein of 265 amino acids. The record is from RefSeq and is a predicted model, not a curated record. Lineage: Eukaryota; Fungi; Ascomycota; Dothideomycetes; Pleosporales; Didymosphaeriaceae. Gene Ontology annotation, molecular function: oxidoreductase activity, acting on NAD(P)H, oxygen as acceptor.